Priapulus caudatus is the source of this 661-nucleotide messenger RNA. RefSeq names its product metal homeostasis factor atx1-like. Gene Ontology annotation, molecular function: copper chaperone activity; metal ion binding. The record is from RefSeq and is a predicted model, not a curated record. Gene Ontology annotation, biological process: copper ion transport. Lineage: Eukaryota; Metazoa; Priapulida; Priapulimorpha; Priapulimorphida; Priapulidae. The coding region runs from base 260 to 478 and encodes 72 amino acids. Gene Ontology annotation, cellular component: cytosol. The transcript is spliced from 4 exons.
UAGAUGGCGCGUACUGUGUGGACCAGAAUCACCAGAUCAUCGCCACUGCACCGGCAUCUUCAACAAAGUUGUAGUUUCACUUCACUUCAUAGUUAGCGAUUGAACUAAACAUACAUAGGAUUGCGAAGGGCCAUUAAUUAUAAAGCCUCCGACCAACACCCCACGUUGGGCGUUUACUUACUCUUAAACAGAGCUGUUAUUGUUCAUUUGUUGCUUAUAUUAUCGCUCGCCGCUGAGCCUGACGCACCUUUAUCCAAAAAUGGCGACGAAGACAUAUGAGUUUGACUUUGCGGCCACGUGUGAGGGGUGUACAAAUGCAGCCAAAAGAGUUCUUGGUAAAAUCAAUGUAACUGAUGUCGAAGCUGAUAUUCCUAAGCAGAAGCUGUGGGUGACAACAGACUUGCCAAUGGGUCAGAUCCUCGAAACCAUCAAGAAAACGGGAAAGGCUACUUCGUUUGUCGGUGAAAAGAGUGCCUAAGCAUGUGCCUGCUGCGCCAAUUAAAGGAGGAACCAGCCAGAAAAAAUAACUCUAGUAAGAAUCUGAACAACGAAGACAACAAUGAGGCGAACACUAUAAUACGCCAUCGGAUCUUCAGAAUUAAAAGAUAAUUGACAAGCUGCUCAACAUACACGGCGUGCCGCACCUUGUAGACUUGCGCAC